CGUCUUCUUCUUGCUGCGUGAGAGACUGGAGUGACCCAGCCGCUGGAAGCAGUCCUGAGCACCGUCAGAGCCGACAUGAGGCUGGGACCGGCCACUCUCCUGUGUUUCUUCAGCUUUGUGUGGCUGUCGGACUGCGCGCCCCCGACCUGCUACUCCAGAGCGGUCGGCCUGAGCAAAGAAGUCAUGGCUCUGCUUGAUAAGAUCCACACCUACCACCGCACGAAGACGUGUGCUGACGUUCUGCCCACCAUCUUCCUUGACGUGCAUAACGCGUGCAUCACAACCAAGCUCCGGGACUUUCUGUAUGUGGUGCUGAACCAUCCUAACCAGUACUGCAGAGAGCGUCCCAGGAUGGUGCUGCUGAAACGUAAAAUCCAGAACUUGUACACCAUCAUCACCAGAAUGUGUUAUCGGGACCUGGUGUUUUUCACAGAUGACUGUGAGGCUAUUGAUACCGGCCACAGCAGCCCUUACUAUGCCGAGGACAGGCUCCAGCUGCUGCAAGAGGAGAGAUGAGCAACACACGACAGACACGCAUUGAUCUAUUCAUAAAACCACAUACUGUAUGCUGAAUGGUAAAGCGUGCACAAUACACACAGCAGCCUGCACCGCAUUAGAUGCAUCAUAAGCAACACAAACAGUGCUGUUUCAUGUCGCACCCAGUUGGCUCAGCGUUGGCUGCACACUCAUGUUAGUGGACAUGUGUGGCCGCAUUCCAGCAAUGAGUGCAGAACUUUCCACAGGAAAUUUGCUGAAUGCCAACCAUGCCGAAGAAAACCUUGGACUAAUAAACCAAUAAGAGAUGCUUGUGAGCCGGGCUUAACCGCUGCUUACUUACCAGGGCUGAUCAAAGCUUCAUGUGUCAUUAAAAGAAAUAUGUUGUGUUGCCAUAACCCUUGGUCUGACUAACAUGUCUUAAAGGAGCACUGUACAGCGUUUUGUAAAACACGGUGGUUGAAAAUGUUACGUAAGAAAUAGAUGUUCCAGGCGUUGCUUUCUCACACUCGGCCGUACGGUGCGUUCCCUCAGAGGUUUCCCACACAGAAAGUUGCUUUUUUAACUUUUGUUUCAUAUGAAAGAUGUUAGGACAGUGCUGCUGCUUGUAGUGAGGCUGAACAACAUAAACACUUUCAUGGCUUUCAGCAGAUUGGAUAUAAAGUAACAGUGCCUUCACUGCACAGACAUAUAGAAACUGCUGUUCUUAUGCAGAGUUCAUGACAAUCUAUACAUGUAAUAAAACCUCUCUUUAUGUAUCAGCUUGUCCUGUUGUCUGAACUAUUUGUCUGUCUAUUUCCAAAGUGUCUGCGAGUCGACUCUGGGAAACACCACACGAACCAUUUAGAGCACACUGGCUCAUGUCCAGUCUGUGAAUCAGCAUGAUUCCUUUUCUGAAAUUUAAAACAGGAGUGAGGUUAUUUUCACCCCGACUGACACCCAGCAUGUGAAAAUUUUAUUGUUAUAGAAACAGUAUGAAGUUUUCGAAUGUCGCUGCGGGACUGGAAGGCAGCUGUAUUAUAAGUAACCUUUGUUUUAAAGUGCAAAAGCAUUUUGUCUCUGCAAAGCAAAAUAAGCUGGUUGCGUCUUGAAAAUGAAAAUGUGAUAAAUGAAGCAAAGUGGGUCCUACACAAACCACAGUCUCCACUCUCUCAUUGUGCAUUCAAAAGACAAAAACACAAAGAAAUAAUAACUCGCACAGUGAGGGAAUGUAGAUGUUUCUUUGGCGUCAUUAUUUCCUCCACCAUUCGAGCUCUCUGGAGAAGUAAUGGCGCAGCUGCCAUUAUUUUCAGAACAGAGUUCUGACUUGUUGCACUUGGCAACAUGUCAGCCUCUCUCCUUUAAUGUGUGGCCUCUGCUGCCCUCCCUUGGCCACACUCUGAUCUGCACACAGAGGUUGUUCUCAGUGUUUUCCAUGCAGACAUAUUCAACGUGUUCUGUGAUUUUAGGCCCAUUUCAACCUAAAAUAUGGAACAAAUUUACUUAUUUUUCUGUUUCUUUUUAUAUCGUGUUUUGCAAUAAAGAAAAUAUUCCUGUUUUACCUGA
Messenger RNA from Chelmon rostratus (copperband butterflyfish), 2040 nucleotides. It is a transcript of the gene cytl1, whose product is annotated as cytokine-like protein 1. The record is from RefSeq and is a predicted model, not a curated record. The transcript is spliced from 4 exons. Gene Ontology annotation, biological process: positive regulation of transcription by RNA polymerase II. Bases 76 to 516 code for a protein of 146 amino acids. NCBI's taxonomy places the organism in Eukaryota, Metazoa, Chordata, Actinopteri, Chaetodontiformes, Chaetodontidae.